This is a messenger RNA of Chlamydomonas reinhardtii, 1239 nucleotides long. RefSeq lists its product as uncharacterized. The coding region runs from base 67 to 501 and encodes 144 amino acids. Gene Ontology annotation, molecular function: S-adenosylmethionine-dependent methyltransferase activity. The record is from RefSeq and is a predicted model, not a curated record. NCBI's taxonomy places the organism in Eukaryota, Viridiplantae, Chlorophyta, Chlorophyceae, Chlamydomonadales, Chlamydomonadaceae. The transcript has 4 exons.
CGGUGCCACCAGGCGGGCCACCGGGUCAUUGCCGUGGACUUCUCCCAGGCGGGUCUGGACAAGACCAUGGCACUGGUGGCGGCCCGCGGCGGCGGAUCCGCCGCCGCCCUCGUCAAGCCCGUGCUGGCCGACAUGACGGCCUGGUCUCCCCCGGGGGGGCCGGGCAGUGUGGACGCGGUGGUGCUGUCGUUCUGCCACAUGCGGGCGGACGACCGACCCAAGGUCAUGGCGGCGGUGGUGGAGUGGCUCAAGCCGGGCGGCCUGCUCAUCCAGGAGGUGUUCCACCCCAACCAGGUGCACAAGGGCUACCGGGAGACGUCGGGCGGGCCGCACGACCCCACCAUGAUGGUAGAGCUCAAGGAGCUGCGGGAGCAGCUGGGUGACAAGGGUGGUGAGGAGCUGGAGGGCGAGGAGCUGGAGUACGUGCUGGAGGAGGGCAAACUGCACAGCGGCAUGGGCUCCGUCACCCGGUACGUCUGGCGCAAAGACGCCGCCUCCUGAGCAAUGCCGGGGGUCGCGGCGGUGAUGGAUGAGGGUCUAGGGGUAAAGCAACAGAAUGGGCCAGGCGUGGUAGGAUGCUGUAGGGGUUACUGGAGUAGCGAACUGCAAUUGUUUUGUGGCUGGCACACCGUUACGCAUUAGUUCCGCAACACACGUCAAUAACCGUUGCCAUCAGGCUGCGUCGGGGUAUUCUCGCUUGAAACUGAUGGGAGUGAAGCACAAUUUCGCGGACAGGAGUCGCAGGAUGUUGUGUAGGCGCACGAUGUGGCAUCUGCACCAGUGAGCAUGGCUGGCAUUCGAUUGUGUACUGGACACUUGUUGACUUGGAGGUGGAGCUGGCGGUGGUCUAGGGCGGAAAUGCGGGGCGUGCCUACACUGGCGUGUUGCAGCAACGCCACAGGUGUGUGCUAGCCUCCAGGCCUCUCCAACGUUGUGCUCGCUGGCUUCUUCGGCUUCGCAUUGUCUUAGAAGCAUGCUCGAUGUAGGAUGGCGUUGGGUUGGGAUUAGCCUUGUCAGGCUCACACAAGCACGAUGGGUGCUGGCGCUGCUAUGGCUACGGUGGAGCAAUAGAAGAGCCGCAGAUUUAGCGGUCAGGGCAAGCAGCAGGACAACUGCAAGCGUGGGGCCAUUGAUUUGGUACUAACGGCUGUCUGGUGCGAGACUUCGAGCACCCAGAACCCCUGCAUACAGUGACAUCGCCUAAUCCCACCUUGGCGCCACUGAACCGGCAACUCUUCA